AUGGCGACGACACAGACAGCUCUGCAAACUCCUUUCGAGACAAUUUCCCUUGAAAACAGGAGCCAAAAUGAAGACCUCCCUGAGACUCGGCGUGCGGGGCGAGUCUUUGAAGCUGACCCUGCAUUCACGACAAGUCCAGCAUCACGUCGACUCAUCAUCUGUUUGUUGGUUUGUGCAAACAUGAUCCAGUUCAUGUCCAAUUGUAUCACCAUCGUCGGUGGUCUCCCUCUCAGUAAAGACCUGGGGCGUGAAUCAGGUCCCGGCAAAGCGAAUUGGAUGGCCGCUUCAUAUCCACUCACUCAAGGUGCAUUCGUCCUAGUAACGGGCCGACUGGGCGCCAUCUACGGCCAUUCUCAACUCACCCUUCUUGGCUGUGCAAUCUUCACCCUGUUCUCUCUCAUCAAUGCAUUCACCAAAACCUAUGACUCUUUUAUCGCCAUGCGUGCUUUGACCGGUGUCGGUGGAGGUAUCUUUAUGCCCAAUGCUGUCUCAAUUAUCACCACCAUGGUUCCACCAGGUCGAUCGCGAAAUGUCGUGUUGGGUUUAUUUGCAGCGUCGCCGCCUCUGGGGGGAAUGAUAGGCUCGUUAAUCACGGGUGUCUUCAUUGAUAAUGUGAAUAGGAUGUGGCUUUUUGUUCUCAUUGCUGGUAUUGCGGCUUUCAAUCUCGCGUGGUUGGCGUACCUCAUGCCCAAGGAAACUCCUGUUGAUAAAGGAGGGCAUAUCGAUAUUCCUGGAAUCAUCUUGGGACUUGGAAGCCUACUUCUUUUCAACGUCGUAUGCAACCAAGCACCAUCAGCUGGAUGGAACGCGCCUUACGAGAUAGCCCUGUUGGUUCUUUCUGUGGUAAUGUUCCUGACCUUUCUGUUCUGGGAGAAGCGUUAUGCCAAAGACCCCAUAAUGCCGUUGUCAGUCUUUCAAGCACCGACUUUCACAGCUUUGGUCUUCGUUGUGCUCCUGAGCUACAUGGCAUUCGGGAUCGGUCUCUGGUACUCGACGAGUUGGCAGUACCUCCUGCGCAGACUAUCUGUCACCCAAAUUGGCAUUAAUUGGGUACCAUUCGGGCUAAGCUCUGUGCUUGCCGUGUUUUUCGCAGCAUGGCUAAUCCCCCGCGUUGCAGCACAGUGGAUCAUGGCGAUCGGGGUGACAGUCACUCUAGUUGGCAAUAUCCUCCUCGCGACCAUGCCAGUGCAACAAACAUACUGGGCGCAGGUCUUCCCAGCCAUGAUUCUCUACGGUUUCUGCCCCGACUUGGUAUACGUUGCGGCACAAGUAAUCGCGAGCAACAGCGUCAGCCGUCGUCAACAGGGCGUAGCGAGUAGUCUGAUCGGAACUCUUAAUCUUUACGGAAAUAGUUUGGGCCAAGGAUUUGCCGGGACGAUUGAGACGGAGGUUGGAACGAAUAACGAUGAUGAGGUUAGGGGCUACAGGGCAGCUCUGUACUUUGCAGCUGGCCUGGCAGUGCUUGGCUUGGCUUUGGAUAUCUUGUUUGUCAGGGUGCCGAAGGAUCAGCGCGAAGGAUGGGAUGAUCCGUCCGAGAGCGGUGAGCAAGAGCUGAAUGGCAUGACUACUGCCAUCGAGGGACGGGCCUCACUGCGAACUUGA
This is a messenger RNA of Fusarium fujikuroi IMI 58289, 1602 nucleotides long. Its product is annotated as related to aminotriazole resistance protein. The coding region runs from base 1 to 1602 and encodes 533 amino acids. The record is from RefSeq and is a predicted model, not a curated record. Gene Ontology annotation, cellular component: membrane. Gene Ontology annotation, molecular function: transmembrane transporter activity. The transcript has 6 exons. NCBI's taxonomy places the organism in Eukaryota, Fungi, Ascomycota, Sordariomycetes, Hypocreales, Nectriaceae. Gene Ontology annotation, biological process: transmembrane transport.